Messenger RNA from Neltuma alba, 1296 nucleotides. RefSeq names its product acyl-protein thioesterase 2-like. Bases 163 to 936 code for a protein of 257 amino acids. The transcript has 10 exons. Gene Ontology annotation, molecular function: hydrolase activity. The record is from RefSeq and is a predicted model, not a curated record. Lineage: Eukaryota; Viridiplantae; Streptophyta; Magnoliopsida; Fabales; Fabaceae.
AUCGGUAAUCAAUAAUCCGGAAGAGGUCCGAAUAGCAAGAGCAAAUUGAGCGAAGGUAGAAGAAGCGCGACCUCUCGAAGGAUCCGAUUUAAUCUUCGGAAUCACCGAGCAGCAACCAAGCACUAAGAUUGCCGAGUAGGUGCUUUUGUUUUUGCAAGUAACAUGAGCUUCCCUGGAUCAUCACUUGGUUCUGGUAAAAGAUCUCUUGGCAGAGUCUUUGAGUUUGGUAAAACGCAUGUGGUCAGGCCUAAAGGUAAACACCAAGCCACUAUAGUUUGGCUACAUGGCCUCGGUGAUAAUGGCUCCAGUUGGUCCCAGCUAUUAGAGACUCUCCCACUUCCAAAUAUUAAAUGGAUCUGUCCAACAGCUCCGACUCAACCAAUACGUGUAUUUGGUGGCUUUCCUUCUACUGCUUGGUUUGAUGUGGGAGACCUCUCGGAAGAUGCUCCUGAUGAUGUAGAAGGUUUGGAUGCUUCAGCUGCUCAUGUGGCAAAUCUGUUGUCAACAGAACCUCCUGACAUUAAACUUGGUGUUGGAGGGUUCAGCAUGGGAGCGGCUACUGCCCUUUACUCUGGAACAUGUUUUAGUGUUGGAAAAUAUGGGAAUCACAAACCAUAUCCGGCCAACCUGAGUGCGGUAGUUGGUUUAAGUGGCUGGCUUCCAUGUGCAAAGACUUUGAAUAGCAAUAUGCAAGCAGUGGUGGAAGCCAACAACCGGGCCCAAUCCUUGCCUAUUCUGCUGUGUCACGGGAAAGGUGAUGAUGUGGUUGCCUACAAAUUUGGUGAGAAAUCAUCAAAGGCUUUAGGUUCAGCUGGAUUCCAGGACGUAACUUUUAAAUCCUAUAAUGGGCUGGGCCACUACACGAUUCCUGAAGAGAUGGACGAGGUGUGUGCUUGGCUAACUUCUAAAUUGGGUCUGGAGGGAAAAGCUGCAUAGAUGGUUUUUGAUUUCAAGUCAGCUAGGAAAAGCGCAAAGAUGUCAAAUGGAUACCCCUCAGAAUUUCUCUAUGUAUUCUCAGAAUUUCUACUCGGUUGAUUCAACAAUGGUAUAUGUAAACAUUUGAUGUGCCCCUUUGACAGAAUCGUACUUUUGAAACAAUUUUAUAAAUAUGGUGGGGGGAUGUUGCUGAAUGCUGAGGUACUUUUGCAGGAGGCUAGACUUUUAUGCAUUGUUAGUUUGUCACUACCAUUGUAGGCUCGAUUCUUCUCAUUGAUGUUAUUUUCGAACAGGGGAUUUUAUUCCUUGAACUAAUGUCUAAAUUAUGGAACGGUAGUAUAAGAUCUAAAUUUCAAAUUA